This is a messenger RNA of Coprinopsis cinerea okayama7#130, 1023 nucleotides long. RefSeq lists its product as hypothetical. Bases 1 to 1023 code for a protein of 340 amino acids. Lineage: Eukaryota; Fungi; Basidiomycota; Agaricomycetes; Agaricales; Psathyrellaceae. The record is from RefSeq and is a predicted model, not a curated record. The transcript has 6 exons.
AUGGAGAGGGAAAGGGUCAUUGGAGCCGGGACCAUAACCGCGUUUUGUCUUCCGCCAGACACUGCUGAAGUCAUCGCAGCACCGGUAACAAUCGUGGACGCAGAUAAAUCAGACACGUUAAGCUCUCUCGACGUUCUCCCCUGGUUGGAUGGGGAAAGGGAGAAAAUAGUUCUGACCAUAGCGUUUCCGGGAUACAAAGGGGCACGCCGCAAAGCGUACCUCAUCGCUAGCGAAGAAACAGGUGCAGAGUCCACUGUGAACCCGACCCUUCAAGCCAUCGCGACGGCCGGAUUUUCUAGCUGCGUUUCCAUUCGAGGACCUUGCUUAGUCUUGAUCGCCAACUCUGUUGGGGACCUGGUGGUAACGAAGCGUUCUGAUUUCCCCUUAAAACUCCUGGAGUGUGUCGCGGAGGAGAGAGCUCUGGCUAUCAGGCAUGCUCUCACUGGCGUACGCUUGUAUGUGAAGGGAGACAAGUGUGUUUCCUUGGGUUUCAGAUUAACCUCGUCCGCUUUAACGGGUGCCGUUAUGCAAGUAAUCACCUCUAUCAAGCGUUCUGGGUCGGAAUGGGUGGCUGGUUUGUACAUUCCCUCGAAGGGAUAUGUGGGUUCCAUAGUCCCUAUCCCGUUGAAAACCGGUAGGGAGAAAUCGGAAGGACUCCAUGCCCUCGACUUGCGUCCGUACAUUGAGCAACCUGGAGUGCAAGACAACUGGUCGGUGUAUCUAUUUAAGAGCAAGGCAUCCAAGCGAGGCGUUCCUUUCAUUGGUGGGGGUGCAGUAGGGUCGUACAACGUAGGGCGAGAAAGUAACGAACUCUUUAGCAAGUAUCUCGGCGGGGAAACGUCGUAUACAGUUGGUAUAAACGGGCCUAUUAUUGUAGUUAUGCACGAGGAAAAUGGGAGCCUACGAAACGUCGGCCUCAAGGACGUACAAGACGCUUGCGAGUUCGCCUUAAGGGCGAUGUUUGAUAGCACCUCAGACCUUCUAUUAAAGGACGUGGACGCAAACGUUAAAUUACAUUUAUAG